Guillardia theta CCMP2712 is the source of this 3006-nucleotide messenger RNA. RefSeq lists its product as hypothetical. Gene Ontology annotation, molecular function: protein binding. The transcript has 18 exons. Bases 1 to 3006 code for a protein of 1001 amino acids. The record is from RefSeq and is a predicted model, not a curated record. Lineage: Eukaryota; Cryptophyceae; Pyrenomonadales; Geminigeraceae.
AUGGCUCACGGGGGCCCACAGCAUCAUGUCGCUCCCCAGACAAGCCGCCGAUCAUCACAGUCAAGCGACGACUCGGAUGACCAGAGCGUGUCUGGGGGUCUUCAAGGACUCCAGCAUGCAGACUCAUCUCGCAAAACCUCCAUGAACAGGAUGAAGAACUCAACCGUCGCCAUUCUCAUGCCGAAACUUCGAAAUUGGUCUCUGCAUUCCGUGGGAUUCUCUACCAAAUAUGUGUACAAGCACGAAGAGCAGCUGAUUGCCUUCCUCAAGAUGUGGAAAACAUACGUCAAACAGUUCGGAGGGAACCACUCGCGGCUGGGGCUAGAGGUGGAGCCUAAGGUAGGACAGGUCGUCUAUCCAACAGCUGAUGCAGAUGAGUCCGUCCACACUGAUGCACAUGAUAUGGCCGGGAAGAUUAGUAAGAUUGAGCAGCAGCACGAUGCUCUGUGCUGCUGGGUAGAAUGGUUCUACGAUGGGAAAGAGUACGGUCCUUACGAGCUCCCAAACAGGAAGAGCUCUUGGCUCUUACAAACAAAUAAUGACAGCAGUCGCAGGUUCACCUUCCUGUUUCUUGCGAGCGAUUCAGAUAUGAAGGUCAAACCAUAUCCUCUUCAACUAGCAACUACGGAGCAAACACGGGAGGCUCAAGAGCACGUGAGCUCCAAGGAGAUCAUGCAAACGAUCAUGCAGCGACAAGACUCGAUUCAUCACUCCGAAUCAGACUCCGAGGAGUCUGAGGCUGAUGGCGCGAGCAAGCAGAGCACGCAUCACCCCCCCUCAGACGUCCCGAUGACAAUCAGCAGAACAAGCAGCACUGGCUACACCUUGAGUGCCCUCCUCAAACGUACAGAAUCGUCCGCCAUGGGGCCUCAGGGUCCUCGAUCGCCGUUUCCUGCUCCAUCCCCUCUGCUAUAUCGCACUCCGAGCAAGAGUACGUACGCAGCAUCUGCGUUUGAGCGGAAGCAGUCGUCUUCUAUGUGCAGCAUGCGGUCAGACCCUGACAUGUCAGAUCCUUCUACCCUAGACAGAACGAACAGCACGAACUAUAUGGAAUCAAUGAUGGAAGUGUUUUUACGCCAGGAGGAAGCCAUUGAACAAUACGCGAGAAAGAUUGUUGUCCAGCGAUUUCUCAACGAUGAAUUCUUCAGAGAGACGUUUCCAAUGCCUGCGAAAAAGAAAUACAAAGAGAUGCUACCUAAACAGCGUGAAACAAAACCAUCCAAGCCAAGCAUGACCUCAAAUAGAACAUCGCAAGAAGUCUCAACAACGUCUCAGCACCUUCUUUUCUGCAGAUACUUGAAUGCCCUUGAGAUGACUUGCCUGUCAACCGUCCUCCGCGCGACGAUAAAGAAGCAUUGGAAGGCAAUCUUCGUGAGCCCCUAUUUGAAGCAGCACAAUCGAUCGACUGGGCAUAGAAACAUUCCCCUGAGAAAGGCACUGCAGAAGAAAGAUUGUAAUGCGAUUCAUGUCAAAGAUACUUGGAAGGAAAGUGAAAUCCGUUUGAUUCUUCAUGAAAUCAACCUCUCUAUAAAGGAUCAGGGAACAUUCUUGACAAGUCUUUCCAUGCACCGGGUUGACCUGGGAGUGAAUGGAAGACUGAAAUCUCUCUCAAUCAUUCAAAAUGGUGUUUCCAACUAUGGAGCUUCACAAACAAGCAAGCAUCUCAGGCGCAACAAUCUAACAUUUUUGAAUCUGUCACAUAACAAGAUGACUGAAGAGGGCCUUGAAACUCUAUCCAGCCUUUUCAAGGAGAACAGAGAAAUUCUCACUCUGACCAUCAGCGGGAACUUGAUACCAACCAACACACAAAUGGUGUUUCGAAGAGGAGAGGACGAGGGCUCGGAUGCGCAUUUUUACUCGUCCAAUCAACGUGAAGACGGCACGAUGAUCGACUUGACACCCUCGAAUCCCGCCGAGGUUCUCAUCUCCAAGAGCUCAGUCCAGUUCAGCCCCACCUACUCCGAGGUAUCAACAACCGAGCUGCAGAAACUGAAGAGCUUUAGAGAGAGGUUCAUGGAAGAAGCAGCUCUGUGCGAAAAGGAGGUUGUCAAGGGCAGAGAGAACUUGAGGGAGAAGCUAAUGGAAGAGACCUUGAUCGACCUCCACUCCAAGAGGAUGGAAGGAGAGAGGACUCAGAAAGUUAUUACACAGGCCAAAGACAGGAAGGAAGUCAUACUCUCAAAGCUGCAAGAGAUCAAUGACCAGAAGCGUCCGCUGUGGAUGAAGCAAGACGAGCAUCUCAAGUCUGAGUUGAACUGGCUAGAAGCUGAGAUCAACCGACGGGAAUAUUCUCAGAAGACAAGCGUUCAAGACUUUCAGAAGUAUUCUUUGGAGGUCAUGUUCCACCGGUCGGUAGUCAUCGACCAGACAGUCGAUGCGAUCAAGUUGACGAAACGAAAGGAGCCACCCAAGGUUGUCCUGUGCUGUCCGCAGAUGUCUCCUGACCAGUCGAGCGCUUCUGACGACCACAAGUAUGUGCACCAGAGUUUUUGUUUCGAGACGAGCAAGCAGUUUUCAGGCGUUGUCAGUGACUCAGGGCGAAAUGUUCGAGCUACAUCACCUGUGACUCAACCUGCCUCGCUCGUCAUUCUUCCUCAUAUCAAGUUGGGCUUUCUCUACCAACUCAGACUGCAAAUCUUGCAUCUUGGAAAGGACUCAGAUAUAAUCUUACACUUGUGCACUAAACCUCUCAAGCACAGAACUUGGAGAGGGCUGAUAAGCUUGAUAACCUACCACAUCGGGCAAUGCCAUCUCCUGGCUGAAUCUGCCGCGCAAGUCUCAUCGCAGGGAAGGUUUGAUAGCUACGAUGGAAUGGUAAUCACGUGCAUCUUCGAUACCGUUAAGAGAUCAUUCACAAUGCGACAAGACGAUCAAGAAGUUGGAGAAGUGGAUAUGAACAGCGAAGAGAUGUGGACAAGAAUCAACUUCCAGGGUGGGGUCACUUUCUGCCUUGAGUUGUUGAGAGAAGGGCAAGAAGUUCGGAUCUUGGAUGGCAUACAAAUUUAA